AGAGAACACCGCGCCGAAGCAGACGGACGUGCGUGCGGCGCAAAUGUUACCGAGACCACGCGGGAAAUAGUUGCGUCGGACGUGACACUUAUCAAUAAAAAUAAAAUCGUAAAAAAAAUUAUUCAUUUGAAAUUAAAUAUAGGUGACUUUACCGAUAUGGGUGCGAGUGCAAGGAUUACUCUUAUGUUUCUUAUGAUUUCUGCCGCAUCAGCUGUACCAGCAGGAGAAGCGAGACAUUACGAUGACACAAGAGAUCUCAAUGCGGAAUCAUCGGAAAUCAUAUCAGAAGCAGUUUUACCCCCUGCAGCACUCAGACAAGAAGAGCAAGAUGAUGACAACGCAGCAGCAGCAGACCAGACGGACCACUCGAUAGAAUUGGUGGGCGGUUCCCAAACAUUCUUCCCCUCCUUCGCCAACCUAUUCGAUAAUCAAGACGAUCGACAGCAAAAUAACUUUAGGUUUGGCUUUGGCAACGAGGGUGCCUAUAGUCAAAGACCAAACUCAUACAGAUCUUUACUGAACUAUCCCCUCUUUGGCAACUACAGAAACUUUGAAGGAUUCGGGAAACAGAGCACUCCAACUGCAGCUCCUCUCGUCGACGCUAGUUCCAGUGUCCUUGGCUCCGGAAAUUUCGGCAUUAUCAAAGGAGGCACCUUUUUAGCUCAAAACGAUGAAGAUGAUUACAGCGAUGGCUUCAAUUCUUACUAUAACAACGGACAUGGUAGACCAUCAAUCGGAGUCGGUUACAUAGCGAACCCUAGACCUAAUUACAACCAAGAUCAAUUUGCUAACUUCAGAGAUUUUGCCGAUAUUAAUGCACCUUCUAACUCCGCUUAUUCCCACUUCGUUGUUGUCUAUGCUAAUAAAAACGCUACAAUGGAUGAGAUCAGCGAAGAAACUAGGAGAGUCGUAUCAAAGCCCAAGAACAUCAUUGAAACAUUAGAGCGACUCGAUAAAACGACUUCUCCGCCUAAAAUAUCGAAGGCUAAAGCUAAGUUAGAGGCAACGAAACAGAAAAUGUUAAAUAAAAAGGAGCAAUGGAAAAAGAAAUAUCCGAAGUCCCACAGUUUAAAGCACGACCCAGAGGAGCCAUUACUAGCAUUAAGUUAAAGUUAGAAUUAAUACAAAAAAGACUUGCAUUGCAUAAGUGAUAUAUACCAGUUGGAAAGUGUGUGACAUGCGUGUCGCCGCCUAUGUUGGGGCGUGACUAAAAAGUUCUGUGUCUAAACUAAUUUUAUGUAAGUGUCGUUUAUGUACGAUUGUGUAAGUGCUGUCCGAUGCUUGGGUGACGAAUGUAUGAAAGUGUAUGUAUGUGACGAAUAUAAAUUAAAGUAUUAAGAUCGUUUUAUGUAUUUUCUUUUCAAUGAUCCUCUUCCGCAUUAAUCAUGAUUUAAAGGGUAUUGCGACGCGCUGUUGUAAGUGGCGCAAAUGUAUUGUGAAGUCACAAUAUUUAACUAGUUCAUUUAACUAAUGAAGACCUCGUUAAUGUUAAAAGCAUUCGUGCUUAAAUAUUAUAACCACGAAGGUUCACUCGAGAGAAAGUUUUACUUGUAUAUUAAUCAUUCCAGUUCAGUAUAAAGUUUAUUAUAGAUCUAGGUUUCAAGCUUCAAGACUUGAUUAGAACAUUUCUGGGGCCAUUAAGUAAAUUUGCAAGCUUCGAUAAAGUAGUACAUGUUUAUGCAUCAUACUACCUAAUUUCAUGAAAGGUAACAAAAUGUUUAAUUAUAUUGUAACUAAAAUAAAUGUAAUUUUUAAACAUGGUAGCCAUUUUGUUGCACAAACUAAACUAAAUUUAGUUUCAAUCCUAUCAAAUUAAAUUUUCAAUUCCGUAAAUAACUUAGAUAACGGAAGUAAACUUAGUAUAGGUAAGUAUUCAGUAUAUUAAUAUAAAACUAUGUAGGUACAUAAAUAACUAGGUAGAUAACAUUAAAAUUAAAUAUUUAUAAUUUAGUUUUUCUAAACUACUCUCUAGUGGUAUAAAAGAAUUGGCACCGAUGUUGAUCCUCUUUAAAUAUUUGUAAAUUUCAAUGUUUUAUGCAGUACCUAAAAUGCUGCAUAAACAAUGAAGAAGUUUCAUGAAGUUGAUAUUAUUUAACACAAUAUAAUAAAAAUAUAGGUCAAAACUAAAAUAAAUCUGAACAAAACAAAAUUAAAAUCCAUUAAUAAAUGACUUAGUUAUAGAUUAUUUA
Messenger RNA from Diatraea saccharalis (sugarcane borer), 2189 nucleotides. NCBI's taxonomy places the organism in Eukaryota, Metazoa, Arthropoda, Insecta, Lepidoptera, Crambidae. The record is from the annotation of a GenBank genome assembly.